AUGAAGUUUGAUACAAAAGAGAGCGAGGCUGUGUUUGAAAAAGUUAUAACGCAUUUACCAGAAUUAAUUGAAUCUAAAUGUAAAGGAUAUGAUGAAAUAUAUGGCUAUAAGAUUAUACCUGGUAAUGAUGAAAAUUUGAUACAAUUCUAUGAUGAAGAUAUUGCCAAUGCUAUCAUCUUUAAGUUCUGUAAAGGUUAUAACUUCCAAUAUUCCAUUAUUAUUGAAAAGAUUAAGAAUGUUCUUAUUUGGAGACGUGAUUUCAAUCCAUUAAGUGCUGCAUAUAAAGAAGUACAUGAUCCAGAAUUAGUGGAAGUUGGUUUAUUGACUCAUUAUCCAAAUGAGGAAUCAAAUAAAAAGAUUGUUACAUGGAAUAUAUAUGGGAAAUUAGUUAAAAAGAAGCAUUUAUUUAAAGAAGCUAAUAAAUUUUUAAGAUAUAGAAUUGGACUUAUGGAACGUAGUAUAAGGCUUGUAGAUUUUACUGAUGACAAUAAUAAUUAUAUGGCUCAAGUUCAUGAUUAUAAAGGUACAUCAGUUUGGAAAAUGGAUUCAGAUAUGAAGCGUUGUGUGAAGGAUAUUAUUGCGAUCUUCCAGGAUUAUUACCCUGAGUUACUCUCAGCUAAAUAUUUCGUCUAUGUACCAACCUUUCUUGGAUGGGUCUAUGAUAUAAUUAAGAAAUUUGUUGAUGAAAGUACAAGAAAGAAGUUUGUUGUGUUAAAUGAUGGGAAGAAACUUGGUAAGUAUAUUACAUAUUGUCCUGCUGUACCUUACGGUGGUAAGGAUAAAAAAUCCCUUCAAGAACAAAAUAUAGCAGAGAUUAGACCCGGCAAAUACGCACAGUACCUGUUAGAAAAACAGAUCAUUGAAGAGGUCGAUUAG
Molecule: messenger RNA, 876 nt
Organism: Maudiozyma barnettii
Lineage: Eukaryota; Fungi; Ascomycota; Saccharomycetes; Saccharomycetales; Saccharomycetaceae
Gene: SFH5
Product: Sfh5p
Exons: 1
Coding region: 1-876 (291 amino acids)
Biological process (GO): Golgi to plasma membrane protein transport; regulation of exocytosis
Cellular component (GO): plasma membrane; cytosol; cortical endoplasmic reticulum
Molecular function (GO): phosphatidylinositol transfer activity
Source: RefSeq, a predicted model, not a curated record